This is a messenger RNA of Amborella trichopoda, 1834 nucleotides long. RefSeq names its product S-adenosyl-L-homocysteine hydrolase (gene HOG1). Gene Ontology annotation, cellular component: cytosol. Lineage: Eukaryota; Viridiplantae; Streptophyta; Magnoliopsida; Amborellales; Amborellaceae. The record is from RefSeq and is a predicted model, not a curated record. Gene Ontology annotation, molecular function: adenosylhomocysteinase activity. Gene Ontology annotation, biological process: L-methionine cycle.
AUCCCAACAACCCCACCUCUCUCUCUAUUUAACCCCCUUCUCGCCCAAUCUCCCACUCUACACCCCUUCUCCUCUCUGCGUUUUGUGAGCCAUUUCCGAUCACUGAAAAUGGCUUUGCUUGUGGAGAAAACGGUCUCCGGCCGCGAAUACAAGGUGAAGGACAUGUCUCAGGCAGAUUUUGGUCGCCUGGAGAUCGAGCUUGCCGAGGUCGAGAUGCCAGGCCUCAUGGCCUGCCGUACCGAGUUCGGCCCGUCCCAGCCCUUCAAGGGUGCCCGCAUCACCGGCUCCCUUCACAUGACCAUCCAAACCGCGGUGCUGAUCGAGACCCUCACUGCCCUUGGCGCUGAGGUCCGCUGGUGCUCCUGCAACAUUUUCUCGACGCAGGACCAUGCUGCUGCUGCCAUUGCACGCGACAGUGCGGCAGUUUUUGCCUGGAAGGGUGAAACUCUUCAGGAGUACUGGUGGUGCACUGAGCGCGCCUUGGACUGGGGUCCUGGCGGAGGACCGGAUUUGAUUGUGGAUGAUGGCGGUGAUGCGACUCUGUUGAUUCAUGAAGGGGUGAAGGCUGAGGAGGAGUUUGAAAAGUCCGGGAAGCUGCCUGACCCGGCCUCGACCACCAACCCUGAAUUUCAGAUUGUUUUGGGGAUUAUUAAGGAUGGGUUGAAGGCAGAUCCCAAGAAGUACCACAAAAUGAAGGAUAGGCUUGUCGGAGUGUCGGAGGAGACCACGACUGGGGUGAAGAGGCUCUACCAGAUGCAUGCCAAUGGGACUUUGUUGUUCUCGGCAAUCAAUGUCAAUGACUCUGUCACCAAGAGCAAGUUUGACAACCUCUACGGGUGCAGACACUCUCUCCCUGAUGGCCUGAUGAGGGCCACUGAUGUCAUGAUUGCUGGCAAGGUUGCGGUUGUGUGUGGGUACGGAGAUGUGGGCAAGGGCUGUGCCUCGGCCCUCAAGCAGGCUGGUGCCCGUGUCAUUGUGACUGAGAUCGACCCCAUCUGUGCCCUACAAGCCCUCAUGGAAGGCAUCCCUGUUCUAACCCUUGAGGAUGUAGUCUCAGAGGCUGACAUCUUCGUGACCGCCACCGGUAACAAGGACAUCAUCAUGGUUGACCACAUGAGGAAGAUGAAGAACAAUGCCAUUGUUUGCAACAUUGGUCACUUUGACAAUGAGAUUGACAUGCAGGGGUUGGAGACCUACCCUGGUGUGAAGCGCAACACCAUCAAGCCCCAGACUGACCGAUGGGUCUUCCCUGAGACCAACAGCGGUAUUAUUGUGUUGGCUGAGGGCCGUCUCAUGAACCUUGGGUGUGCUACUGGGCAUCCCAGCUUUGUUAUGUCUUGCUCCUUCACUAACCAGGUAAUUGCUCAACUUGAGCUAUGGAAGGAGAAGGGAACUGGCAAGUACCAGAAGCAAGUGUACGUGCUGCCGAAGCACCUGGACGAGAAGGUGGCUUCCCUGCACCUUGGCAAGCUUGGUGCUCACCUCACCAAGCUCUCUCCGGAUCAGGCCGAGUAUAUCAAUGUUCCCAUUGAGGGUCCCUACAAACCACCACAAUAUAGGUACUGAGAUUGGCAGGAGGAGCUACUAGUUGCCCUGUCAUGUGCGCUUUCUUCUUCCUUUUUUUUUUUUGGCAUUUUUGCUUUGCUAUAUUUGGAGAGUUGGAGACGGUGGUAUGAAAAGACAUUCCCAAUUGGAGAAGAGAGGGUGUUGUUGGUACCAAUAAGUAUGUGUGGGCUGAAGAUGAUGGUGUAUCUUGCCGGUGGAUUGUUUUGUAGCAACAUCUAUUUUUAAUCGAUGGGAAAUGUUGAGAGAUUAAUUUAGUGGUUGUUUGUGU